Messenger RNA from Cicer arietinum (chickpea), 1402 nucleotides. Its product is annotated as protein LIKE COV 1-like. The record is from RefSeq and is a predicted model, not a curated record. Gene Ontology annotation, cellular component: Golgi apparatus. NCBI's taxonomy places the organism in Eukaryota, Viridiplantae, Streptophyta, Magnoliopsida, Fabales, Fabaceae. Gene Ontology annotation, biological process: stem vascular tissue pattern formation.
UGGUUUGAUUGAAAAUAAAACAACACAACCCAGACAAAAAAAAAGUUGAAGAAUAAUAAAAUUAUUCUUCUGAAAUUCGUGAUUUGUGCGAAGUCUUCAACGGAGUUACAGAAGAACACUAUUAUCCGCUAUUGGGAAUUUCAAAACGCCGUCGUUAAAGGUUGUUCCUUCAAUGAUGGCCGAUGACAAAUCCCCCUCUAAGGUAAUUGGCCCCAGAGACAGAGAUCGAGAGCUUCUCCUUCCCAUCGCUAUUUCCGGCGAAGAUACCGAUGCCUCCAAGCCAUCCUCCUCUUCAUCAUCUGUUCAUCACGCCGGUCGUGAGACUUUUUACAAAGUUGUUAGGAGCUGGGCUUCAAAAAAGUUCAUGACUGGAUGUGUCAUUCUUUUUCCAAUCGCAAUCACCUUCUACAUUACGUGGUGGUUCAUUCAUUUCGUGGAUGGUUUUUUUUCACCAAUCUUUGCUCAACUCGGAAUCGAUAUCUUUGGUCUUGGAUUCAUAACUUCCAUAACCUUCAUCUUCAUGGUUGGCGUUUUCAUGUCAUCAUGGUUGGGUGCAUCUGUCCUGGGACUUGGGGAGUGGUUUAUCAAGCGAAUGCCUCUUGUUCGUCAUAUCUAUAAUGCCUCUAAGCAGAUUAGUGCAGCUAUAUCACCAGAUCAAAAUUCACAAGCCUUCAAAGAAGUAGCCAUCAUUAGACAUCCACGUGUGGGUGAAUAUGCAUUAGGAUUCAUCACUUCGUCUGUUGUCCUUCAGAAUUAUUCUGGAGAUGAGGAGUUAUGCUGUGUCUAUGUUCCCACAAACCAUCUUUAUAUUGGUGAUAUAUUUCUUGUCAACACCAAGGAUGUCAUCAGACCAAACUUAUCAGUCCGGGAAGGAAUUGAAAUUGUUGUUUCUGGAGGCAUGUCAAUGCCGCAGAUCCUAUCAACGCUUGAUUCACAUGCUCCUUUGGAAAUUAGACUUGAUAGAAGAUGAAAGUGAAAGAUAUAGUAGUUAUCGUUUAGUAGCUUACUUGUUUUCUAUGGAGUCAUCAGAAGGGAAGUGCAACCGACGUGGUUGCGAAUGCAGGCAUGGAAUGUUGAUCUAGGAGCAAGUGUUAGAUUCUGAUGUUCUGUGUAACAUUCAUCUGUGCAAUAGAAUGUAGAAUUUAGUGUUUGUUUGAAAAUAUAGUUUGGGUGAUGAUGCAGGGUUACUACAUUCUACUGAGGUAGGAAGGAGUCUCAAAUUUUCAAAUUUUCUACUUGUGUAUAUCAAUGCGGUCUCCACUUGUUAUAGCAAUUCAAUUUUGUAGUGCUGAUUACUUGCUUUCAGCUUAAUAUAUGGUGUUUCUGUGUAGUUUUCAAUUCAUUGUCGAAUUAACUUAUUCAAAUGUCACUAUUCUCAAUUUUUUGUGGGAUUUAUAUUUUA